Molecule: messenger RNA, 1917 nt
Organism: Tachysurus vachellii
Lineage: Eukaryota; Metazoa; Chordata; Actinopteri; Siluriformes; Bagridae
Gene: ctsba
Product: cathepsin Ba
Exons: 10
Coding region: 152-1150 (332 amino acids)
Biological process (GO): regulation of catalytic activity
Cellular component (GO): lysosome
Molecular function (GO): cysteine-type endopeptidase activity
Source: RefSeq, a predicted model, not a curated record
GAAAACAUUCAUUUCCGUCCGCAAUCACGCUUUCGAUUCGAAACUUCAUCAGAAACGCACAUGACUAAUCACAUGAUGCCUUUCACACGGGGGUCGUGUUGAUAAAAGCGCAAAGCAGGUCACACGCCACAUAAAGAAGAUCUAAUCCAGAAUGAAGUCCCUGUUUUUGCUGUACCUAGCCUCAGCACUGGCUGUGUGUUGGGCUCGUCCACAGCUACGUGCGCUCUCCCAUGAGAUGGUCUCCUAUAUCAACAAAGCAAACACGACAUGGACGGCUGGACAUAACUUUGGCAAUGUAGAUUACAGCUAUGUGAAGCAGUUGUGUGGAGCAAGGCUCAAGGGACCAAAACUUCCAGUCAUGGUUCAGUACGCUGGAGAUGUGAAGCUUCCAAAGAAUUUUGAUCCCAGGGAGCAGUGGCCUAAUUGCCCAACUCUGAAAGAAAUCCGAGACCAGGGGUCAUGUGGGUCAUGCUGGGCUUUCGGAGCAGCUGAAGCAAUCUCCGACAGAAUCUGUAUCCAUAGCAAUUCCAAAGUGAGCUUGGAGAUCUCCUCUCAGGACCUGCUGACCUGCUGCUCUGACUGUGGCAAUGGAUGUGAUGGAGGAUAUCCUUCUGCUGCUUGGGAUUUCUGGACUACACAGGGUCUAGUGACGGGUGGUCUCUAUAACUCUCAUAUAGGAUGCCGGCCAUACACCAUUGAGCCAUGCGAGCACCACGUAAACGGUUCUCGUCCUCCGUGCACUGGGGAAGGUGGAGACACGCCGAGCUGCGACGAGCAAUGCGAACCCGGCUACAGUCUUUCUUACAAGCAGGACAAGCACUAUGGAAAACAAGCCUACAGUGUUCCGUCUGAUGAGGCGCAGAUCAUGCAGGAGCUCUACAAGAAUGGCCCAGUGGAGGGAGCUUUCAUCGUAUACGAGGACUUCCUUAUGUACAAGUCUGGUGUUUAUCAGCAUGUCACUGGUUCUCAAGUAGGAGGUCAUGCUAUCAAGAUCCUAGGCUGGGGAGAGGAAAAUGGAACCCCUUACUGGUUGGCUGCCAACUCCUGGAACACCGACUGGGGUGAUAACGGUUAUUUCAAGAUCCUGAGAGGUGUGGACCACUGCGGCAUAGAGUCUGAGAUUGUGGCUGGUAUCCCAAGUAGCUCCUAAUGCAGGUGGAAAAGAAAUUGAGAGAAAUCUGACAUUCAACAAAGUCAAAUAUGGCGUAUUAGAACAUGAAUGAUUUUAAUUCUUUUAAUAUAAAUCUACAAUGCUAAAAUUUUAGCAUUUCCUCAUUUCUGAACAACUUUUAGAUUUUCUUUCCUCCCUGUUUAAUAAAUGGCCGUUUAUUUUGAUUUUAUAACCAGAUAUGUUUUUAAGUGAUUUUUCAAAUAAAAUAUCAAAUCCUGUGUUUUCUUAAAUAAAUCGUGACUGCUUUAUGUAUCUAGAUUUUUGCAGGACAAUAUUGUUAGCAAAUUUACACAGAUGAUUAUGAACCUGUCUUUAAAUACGGUAAGAACGUGUAGGUUCAGAAAUGGUAGCUAUGCUAAUGUUAACUACAUUAAAAGCUAAAAGCUUUGACAUGUAACGGACAGUGUAACAUAUUUGCUUGCUUGACUCUGUAAACCUUUGGUAUAGACUGCAGAUAUAAAAUAACAGGUGAAUAUCAGUAUCCAGCCAAAAAUGUUGCUGCUUUUUAUUUUUUUUUAAAUAAAUUACAAAAUACUUGUGCACUCAAUAUGAAUGCGUUACAUAAAGUAUGAGUUCAUACAGUACUAGGAAUGAUUUUAUGCUGUGUUGCUGCUACAUGAUUGGCUGAAUGACUGUUCCUAAUAAAGUGGCAGUGAGGUGACACAUGCAUCAUAGUCACACAAAUAUCAGACCCCACCCUGAACUCAUGGGUUUUUUUAAAAAAAAAAAUAAAUAAAAAUUGAUAA